AAUUCGAGGAAAUGUUAUGCUGGCCCGCCUUUGUAAAAUGAUCAGUGGCGUGCACAUGCCAGUAGCUGUGUCCUCUACGGUCUAUAAUUUGCUUUAAAGAAGCAAUGAAGGACAUACUUUUACUGCUGGUUCUGCUGAAUGCCCGAACUACCAAGGUCUGCUCUCAGCCCUAUGAGCCAGACUCAAAUGGAACCUGUCGUGACCGAACAACAGAGUACCUGUCAGAUGAAUCUAACCGCUGCUGCAAGAAAUGCCACCCUGGACAGCGACAGAAAGAGAAGUGCACUGAAACUACUGAGACCGUGUGUGAACAAUGUCCAGCAGGCCAGUACAUGGAGAGCUUUAACUAUUCUCCAACCUGCUUCGCCUGUGACAAAUGCAAAGCAAACAAAGGUCUGCAGCCUGGCCAAAAGUGCUCCUCUACCACAAAAUCCAAGUGUGUGUGCCAGCCUGGGAUGUACUGCGUCUUGGGAUUUGAUGACCCGUACUGCACAGAGUGUAACAAGUACAAGACAUGCAAAGUUGGUUUUGGCGUGUCUCAGCCAGGGACGGCAAACUCAGAUGUGAAGUGUAAACGAUGCCCUGAUGGAACGUUCUCCGAUAAAGACUCGGACACAGACCCCUGUCAGCCUCAUACCAACUGUUCCAGGAGUGGUGUUGUUAGAAAAGGCAACGCUACCUCAGACAAUGUGUGUGCUAAGCCAAAUGAUCAGUUCACUGAGACACUGUUCAAAACUGCAAGUACAACAACAAACAAAGUCUUAGCAACCUCAGACUCCAAGGCUCCACAUGGACCGACAAACCCCACGCCGUCUAUCAGCCAUCUGCCAUCUACCGUUUCAGAGACAGUACUUGUACUUUCAACAAAAAGCCUGCCAACAAGCCCAGGAUUUGACAGUAUACUGGCUGCAGCUAUUCCCACUAUCAUUGGAUCAAUACUUCUUUUCAUCAUCAUUAUUCUGCUGUGCCUUUGUAAACCCAUGUGUAAGAAAGAUGCUGAAAAUUAUUAUCCUUCAGUAGAUGCAAAUGGAAAUGUUGAAAGUAGCGAUAAAAUCAAUCAGGGUUAUUUGGGUAAAACCCAGUUGGAUUCAUUCACUGUUAUGUCACCAGAACAACAGUGUCUGCUGGAGAAAGGGGAAGCCUACAGUGACCACAGUCAGAGCAGUAACAAUACUGAAACUUUAACCAGAACAAACGGCUGCAGCAGCUUCGAGUCCAUCGACCCUUUGCAAUCCACCAUACCUCUUUACAAUCCAUGCUCUGCUCUGUCACAGCCCAUGGCUUUACUUUCCAACGUGGAGCCUGUCACUCCCCAGCCCAGCGUCCAAACACAGUCCUCCUCUCAGCCCACCAGCCCACAGAUCAUAAGCCCCGUGACCACCAGCCCCCACGUCAACGUCAACAUCACUUUUCACAUAGGAAAUGGGACCUGCGGGACACCGUCUGUCCUGCCCACAGACUUGAUGCAGGGAGAGUCUAAACUCCCCUUUGGAGAGGAAGAAGAGUCCUUUAGCAUCCCACAGCAAGAAGCCGGCAAACAAUCCCUGAUGUCAGUGCAGGAGGAGAGUGCAAGUUAUAGUGCAUGAAGAAUCCCCUUUAUGAAAGACUGAUAAAGCCAUUUGUUUUGGCUUUGUGUCAUGAUACAGCAUUGAAAACAAUCUCACAACAAAUGGCUUAACGCUUUCUUCUGUUUACAUAACAAACUCAUCAACUGCUACUUUGUGUGUUUAUAUGUAUAUACAAUAUGCUAUAAAUAAAGAUGUGCAUUUUGUCUAUCCUUCA
Messenger RNA from Micropterus salmoides (largemouth bass), 1782 nucleotides. It is a transcript of the gene tnfrsf1b, whose product is annotated as tumor necrosis factor receptor superfamily, member 1B. Gene Ontology annotation, biological process: positive regulation of membrane protein ectodomain proteolysis; intrinsic apoptotic signaling pathway in response to DNA damage; extrinsic apoptotic signaling pathway. The record is from RefSeq and is a predicted model, not a curated record. Bases 105 to 1586 code for a protein of 493 amino acids. The transcript is spliced from 9 exons. Gene Ontology annotation, molecular function: tumor necrosis factor binding; tumor necrosis factor receptor activity. Lineage: Eukaryota; Metazoa; Chordata; Actinopteri; Centrarchiformes; Centrarchidae.